Molecule: messenger RNA, 1668 nt
Organism: Cladophialophora bantiana CBS 173.52
Lineage: Eukaryota; Fungi; Ascomycota; Eurotiomycetes; Chaetothyriales; Herpotrichiellaceae
Exons: 3
Coding region: 1-1668 (555 amino acids)
Biological process (GO): DNA-templated transcription
Molecular function (GO): DNA binding; zinc ion binding
Source: RefSeq, a predicted model, not a curated record
AUGCCUGACGACGAUUUCUCUCACCAAGACACAGAUGCCGACAUCCGAGAGGAAAUCCCGGACCAGAAUUGCUUCGUCCUUCCUCCACGUGCACUCGCCCACCGCUUAGUCGAUUUGUUCUUCGACAAUGUGGCUCCAAUUUUGCCAUUGGUGCACGAGCCCAGUUUCCGGAAAGAGUUGGACGCACUCUACGAUGACCACAAAUCAGCAAGCAUAGCUUUCAGCAGCGUCAUCAACGUGGUCUUUGCCUAUGGAUGUGACUACCUCGACCUUGACUUGAAACGAACAUACGAACUGGCUCAGACGUUUCACGAACGAGCGACCGAUUUGAUUCUUCUUGUCUGUUACGAGCUGGCGUCCCUCGAAGUUGUUCAAGCUCUUCUUCUUGUGACACUGCAUCUCAAUAGCAGCAUGCAAUUUCACCGAAUGUGGAUCAACACUGGCUUGCUCGUGAGGACUGCGCAGGCGUUAAAUUUGCAUCUGGACCCAUCGGACUGGGAUAUCAGCAUGAUGGAGAAAGAGCUGCGCAAAAGGUUUUGGUGGUCGAUUUAUUCUCUUGAUAGAUUCAUUAGUUUAAAGCACGGUCGACCACCUGCUUUGAACAUCGAAGCUGGCCACUGCGUUCAACCCGCGGCGGUGGAUGAUGACCAGAUCCUACCUGCAUACAUCGCCAAAUCCCAAGAUCCAAGACGACAGCCUUCACAGCUUCACUUUUUCAAUUCGCUAAUGCAACUGAUCCAUAUAUCUGAAACAGCACUCUCGUCCAGUUCCGCCAAUGUCUCAUCCAAAAGGAUAGCAAACGGCGGAUUAGCAAAGGAGGUUACGAAAGAAGUCAUCUAUACCCAAAUAUCAGGGGCUCUUGAACAGGAGAGCAAACUUGCUACCUGGGUUUCAGGACUUCCCGAACACCUCCGAUUUGACUACAGCAAUUCCAACCCGAAGCUGCGCAAACAGCAGAGAAGUCUGCAGACUCGUUAUUUGCACACCAGGCUCAUGAUUCAUAGACCGAACAUGAUAUCAGUCCUUCGCCUGGACAAAGGACUAGAGAGCCUAGAAGGCAAUGACGGCUUUUUGCAAGCCGUUCUAACCGCCAGCAUUCAGCAAUGUGUCCAAUGUUCUUGCGACUUGAUCCGACUCGUUGAGGAAUACUAUGAACAGAAAAGCUUGGGGCCGUGGUGGCUUCUUCUACAAUUCAUCUUCACCACGCUGGCCACCUUAUUCGCAGUCCGGGCACGAAAGAAUCUGCUGAGGUGCCUCGAUGAUAACGCCAUCAACAUCGCCAUCGAAAAAGCCAUGACCUUACUGCGUUCUUUUGGCGACAUCAACCCGACAUUGACUCAAUGCCGGCAGUACUUUGAGUUAAUGAUGCCUCUGACCAUAGCUCAGGGUUUCAUUCUAGACACCGAGAACGUGUACAGCAGACUCAGAAUACCCACAGAUUCCCAGGCUCAAGCAUUACCUUUCUCUAAUCCAGCAUUUACUGGUCAAAUGACUCCGCAGCAGAGGCCAGUCCAUAGGGCGCAGAGCUCGAUGGACUAUCUUCCAGGCCGUGAUGCAGGCUUGCGGGGUGCCGAUCAGGCUAUGGCGGGCUAUACAGCGGAGAUCUUCUCGGACGCGACUUUUGGCAGCUUCAGUUUUGAAACCCUAGAUCCUAUCCUCCAGAUGUAA